GCGGAGUGCCCGCUUUCCCUAUGUCCCUCUUGCUCUCUCUCUCUCUCUCCUUUCCUCCCGUCCCUUCCUGCCGGCCUCCGAGCAGAGGAUGUGUUUGGGAGUGUGAGAGAGGAAGGUUGGCGUUGAAGUGGUGAGCAGGCCCUCCGGGCAGGGCAGUGUCUUAGAGGCGGAACGGUGGACGGUUGAACAAUAAGGCUAAAUGUCAGACGGAGACAGGAAUGGCUGUGACAAUCAUGAAGAUACCCCUGUCCCAGUGGAGGUGUGGCCUGAGCUGGAGAGAGCCGAGUGUUUGGCUCGGGGUGCUGCGCUGAAAUGGGCCUCAGGUGUCUUUUGUCGGCCAGAGCAUCUGGAAAGACUUGGACAAUACAGGAAAAGGGAAAGUCAACGGACUGCUUCGAUUCAUUCUAGAUUGAAGUCAGUUGUACAGUCGUAUCUGGAAGGUGUUGACUGGGGUCUUGGUCAACUGCGGGAGGCACGAGAGGAGCUGAGCGAAGCAUCUCAUGACUUGCACAAGGCAAAACUGGAGUCCAGGAAAAAUUCUGAAGAGGUCACUGUACUAGAGACGCUUCAGGAAAUGUCCAUCAGUCACCGCCAGCUCCUUGCUGCCGUGAGCAACUUGCCACGCCUCUAUAAAGUGCAGAGUAUGGUGCUCGAGACAGAGAGGCUGGUGGAGUCUCGGAGGCUCUUGGAGGCUCAUGCUCGCCUAAUGGAACUAGAGCGCUGGCAGGAUGAGGUGCUGCUACAGCUCCAGGGACCCAGGGAAACAUUCGGAACGGGACUAACCUCUGAGGAUAAAGAGCUGGUGCGGAAUUAUUUCUCAGGUGUUGGACGCAUGGUGGACGCCCUUGCCAAGGAGCUUUGGGCAGUGGUGGGGAGCGGGUUGUCACUCUCUCGUCAAAACCCCACUCCUUUUGUGUCAGCUGUGCGUAUAGUGGAGCGCGAAGAAGUGUUAGAUGAAUUCUUUCUGGAGGAGCGAAGGUCAGCAUCAGGAAACAGCAGACCCAUGCCCCCUGGAAGACCAAGAUGCUGGAGAGAACGCUUUUUCAAGGUGCUGGAGGAGGCAGCAUCAGCCCGUUUCCGUAGCAUUUCCUACUUGCACACCCGAGGGCCAGGGCUUGCUAGUCACUUGUCUGCACUACAGCAUGGCAUUAUGGGAGAUCUCACAACAGUGCGCCAUCUUUUGGAACAGUGUGUUCCACCUCACUAUCGUCUAACGAGAGCUUACCUGCGCUCCUGCCACCAGUUCCUGCAGGCACAUCUUGGGCUUGUCAGUGGAUGGGAGCUGGAAAGCGGGGAAAUCUUCGCUGUUCUUAACUGGGUUUUGCAUAUUUACACCAGCUCAGAGAUGAUGGGUGAUCCAGAUCUUGUGCCUGAGCUAGACAUCAAGGACCUAGGACCUCUCAUAUCUCAGGAAGGUCUCGAGCAGCUUCAGAAUAAAUACGUCCAAAAAGUUCGAAAGAGUGUCUCAGAAUGGAUGCACAAGGCUCUAGAGGUGGAACUGACAGACUGGCAGAGGGACCAGGAACCUGACAUUGACCAUGAGGGCUGCUUUCACACCAGUUUUCCAACCAUUAUAACUCAGAUGCUAGAGGAAAAUGCACGAGUGGCCGUAAUGAUAAGUGAAGCUCUGCGGAAUCAGACAAUCCAAAUGGGUCUUUAUGAGAUGGAUAACCUCCUUAGCCGAUUUCGAGAUGCAAUCAUUGAAUUUGGAAAGGAGCAUCACAAGGAUCCCACGACAAACAGUAACAAGUUCUACCUCCACUAUCUGCUGGCCUGCAUCAGCAACUGCAUCAUCCUCAAAACCUCCACUGAAAGUCUGCAGCAGCAGUUGUGUUCCUUCCCUUCAAACCGGAUGUCACGUAUCCCACCUGGGCCUCUGGCAGGCCUGGACCGUGCUGUGAGAAAGGCUUGUCGCCUAGUCAUGGACCAUCUACUGUCUGAGUUGCAGCCGCACUUACAAGGGCUCCUGUCUCGUGCCUGGCUGGACCAGGAUGAUGCAACCCGAGAAAUGUGUGGGGUUCUGGAAAAUCACUGUGAACUGUACAACAGGGUGCAUCAGCCUUGUCGACAGAGACUAAAGGAAGAAUGUCAGUGGCUAACUGUUGUUGAGUAUAUACGUGCACUGAUGCAGAAGAGACUUGUCUGCCGAAGCGACGAUGAGCGAAGCCAACUGGCCCAACGCUUAGCACAGGAUGCUCAGCAGCUACGAGAGCACUUUCAGACCACGGAGAUUGACGGAACAACAGGUGAAGUAACUACCACCGCUUUGAUACUUGCACUGGCUGACUUAUUGAAUGUGAAAGAUCCAGGGAUGCUGACACUGGAAAUUUCUGGAUUGGUAACCAAGUACCCUGAUAUUAGCGAGGAGCAUGUCUCUGUGCUGUUGGACAUAAGAGGGGACGUCUCCAAAGAUGUUCGGGUGUCUGUACUACAUUUCCUAGAGCAGAGUGCCCCACCUUUACCAUCAGGAUACCGCCCAAUCUUCACAGAAAUACUUGUGCCCUCUUCUAAGACACAGUUUUGUCUGCCUACUGCAAAGUGUACUUGACAAGCAUUCAGAGAAAUUGCCAAUUGCAUCCGUCUUGGUGAACAGGACAAUGACCAUCAAUUCCUAAGUACUCAAUGCAACAGCCUUUUUAUUUUCUGCUGUUACGUUAUGUCCUGUGCCUUAUAUUAGUAAACUAUACUGUACCAAAAUAUUUACAUUUAUGGACUUGGGCCAAAUCCUUUCUUACAAAACAUCUACAAGUAAGUAAUCAAAAUGUGUGCCUCAAAUGUAAAAGUAAACCAAACCAAACAACUGAAGAAGUAAGCUUAUUCAAAAAGCAUUAAUGUUUUGAUUAUAUUUGUGCAAAAAUAAGUGGUAUGUCCAAUGUAUAGUACUUUGUCUUUUGGCGGGGGCUUGACAGUGUUAAUCAUCAUGUACUUUCAAUGUAUGGAAAACAGCAAAUGUUCUACUUUUCAAGUAAGUUGUCCCUUUCUUGGGAGAAUAUUGCAAAUAAUUGUAAUGUAAGAAAUGGAAUGUAUUGCAAUGUUACAGUAUUGUUACCAAACAUAACAGGCCCAAUGAUAUUUUGCUGGAUCUCUAUGUAUGACUCUUCAGAACUUGUAUAUUGUGCUGCACUAUGUAUAUUGUGGUUGACUAUUAUUAGACAAUAAAAUAAUGCAUUUUAAUAAAAAAGU
Triplophysa rosa is the source of this 3183-nucleotide messenger RNA. RefSeq names its product exocyst complex component 3-like 1 (gene exoc3l1). The transcript has 14 exons. NCBI's taxonomy places the organism in Eukaryota, Metazoa, Chordata, Actinopteri, Cypriniformes, Nemacheilidae. Gene Ontology annotation, biological process: exocyst localization; exocytosis. The record is from RefSeq and is a predicted model, not a curated record. The coding region runs from base 200 to 2548 and encodes 782 amino acids. Gene Ontology annotation, cellular component: exocyst. Gene Ontology annotation, molecular function: SNARE binding.